Messenger RNA from Necator americanus (New World hookworm), 249 nucleotides. RefSeq lists its product as uncharacterized. Bases 1 to 249 code for a protein of 82 amino acids. The transcript has a single exon. NCBI's taxonomy places the organism in Eukaryota, Metazoa, Nematoda, Chromadorea, Rhabditida, Ancylostomatidae. The record is from RefSeq and is a predicted model, not a curated record.
AUGGCAACACCCGAGUCUUGUCGCAGAACUGCGGGUGUUCAUCUCCGGAUCCUCUUUGACAGCGUCGAGAAUGGCGGAGUCUUGGACAGUGUGGGAGCGUCCCGACCGGGGCUUGUCUUCGAUGUUGGUGCAUCCGCUUGCAAAGCGAGCGAACCAGCGCUUGACAGUCCUGAUGGUAGUGGUGCCCUCGCCCAAUCUGCUGCUGAUGUUGCGGGUUGCUGCCGUUGCUCCAAUGCCGCCACGCCAUAG